CGCCAAUCAGAGUGCUGCUGUGGUGUUGAGCGCUGCUGCGCUGGUGGUGUUUGAAAUCUCGGCCGUUUUCAACGCCGAGCUGACUUGAUAGUUUGACGGGCAGCCUCUCGUUUCCGAAGAACACGCGUGAUCCAGCCGGAGUUAGUCGCCGUGUACUGCUGUGAUUCCCCAAGAAAAACCAAAACCUGUUCACCAUGCCUACCCAGAACCGAAUAGUAAACUUCAAGAACAAGGGCAAAGACCAGCAGGAAAUGCGGCGGCGGAGAAACGAAGUCAGCGUGGAACUUCGCAAGCAGCGCAAGGACGAACAGAUCCUCAAAAGGCGAAAUGUCAGCUUCAGCGAGGACCCCGUCAGUCCACUACACGAACAGAACAAGGGUUCCUUCGCAUCUGUGGAGGAAAUGGUUGCUGGUUUGACCAGCCCAGACCCAGACAUUCAACUGAUGGCAACACAGGCAGUGCGCAAGAUGCUAUCAAGGGAGCGACACCCCCCCAUAGACGCUAUGAUUCAGGCUGGAGUUGUGCCGGUUCUUGUGUCGGCGCUGUCCAAUGACUCUUGCCCGUCACUGCAGUUUGAGGCGGCUUGGGCCCUGACCAACAUUGCAUCUGGAACAGCUGAGCAGACGGACACGCUGGUGCAAGCUGGCGCUGUGCCCCUGUUUGUGCGGCUGCUGGCCUCGUCCCAUGCCAACGUGUGCGAGCAGGCCGUGUGGGCGCUGGGAAACAUUGCAGGCGAUGGCCCCAACUUGCGGGACCUUGUGCUGCAGGCUGGCAUCCUCAAGCCCCUGCUGGCACUUGCCCGGCCAGAUACCCCCGCACCAUUCAUCCGCAAUGUGACAUGGUCCCUCUCCAACUUGUGCCGUAACAAGAACCCACCUCCACCCUUCGAGACCAUCCGUGAAUGCUUGCCUACUCUGGCACAGCUCAUCCAUCACACUGACCGGGAGGUUGUGGCAGAUGCCUGCUGGGCCCUGUCAUACCUGACGGACGGUGCCAACGAGCAGAUCGAAGAAGUUGUGCAGCAACCUGGUGUGGUUGCCCGUCUGGUGGAGCUGCUGGGCGGUGGGCAGCACCCUGUGUCGGUGGUGACGCCCGCCCUGCGUGCCCUGGGCAACAUAGUGACGGGCAGCGAUGCACAGACGCAGGCCGUAAUCGACGCUGGUGCGCUGGUGCCUCUGCGUGCUCUGCUGCGCCAUCCAAAGUCUAACCUGCAGAAGGAGGCCGCCUGGGCAGUGUCAAACAUCACCGCAGGCACUGAGCAACAGAUCCAGGCCGUCGUGGACGCUGGCCUCAUCGAGCCUCUGAUUGAGGUGCUUGCCACAGGGGACGCCCGCAGCCAGAAGGAGGCCGUCUGGGCUGUCACCAACCUGACCUCGGGUGGCUCCCUCAGCCAGGCGGUGUAUGCACUGCAAGCAGGUGUGCUGCCACCAGUCUGCGAUUUGCUCACCGUCCAAGACCCCAAAACCCUGCUGGUGGCCCUGGAUGCCAUUCGUAACCUCCUGGCAGCUGGUGACAGGCUGAACGAGCGAGAUCAUGUCUGCUCGAUGAUUGAGGAAGCCGGGGGCCUGGACAAGAUCGAGGCUCUACAGCAUCACGAGAAUGCAGAGGUCUACCGUGCUUCCCUUGCCAUCAUUGAGGAGUACUUCUCAGACGAGUCUGAAGAUUACAACCUCGCACCUGAAGCUGGCGGCGACAGUUUCGCCUUUUCAGCACCAACCACCUCUGACCAGGGAUUCUCGUUUUGAGUGUUGUACAGCACCUCAUGUACAGAAUGUUUAUAGCCUCAUUUUAAACACCUGAACUUCGUUUUUUUUUUUCUUUCUUUUUUUAAAAACACUUUGUAUUAAAGGUGUGCAUGCCUGGAAA
Molecule: messenger RNA, 1866 nt
Organism: Dermacentor andersoni
Lineage: Eukaryota; Metazoa; Arthropoda; Arachnida; Ixodida; Ixodidae
Product: importin subunit alpha-5-like
Biological process (GO): protein import into nucleus
Cellular component (GO): cytoplasm
Molecular function (GO): protein binding; nuclear import signal receptor activity
Source: RefSeq, a predicted model, not a curated record